Molecule: messenger RNA, 2505 nt
Organism: Rattus rattus (black rat)
Lineage: Eukaryota; Metazoa; Chordata; Mammalia; Rodentia; Muridae
Gene: Cadm3
Product: cell adhesion molecule 3
Exons: 10
Coding region: 163-1455 (430 amino acids)
Biological process (GO): homophilic cell-cell adhesion
Cellular component (GO): presynaptic membrane
Source: RefSeq, a predicted model, not a curated record
GCAGCGCCGGCUCCCUCCCGGUACCCGCCUCGGCCCCGGGCUUGGAAGCCGCUCCGGGGGCGCCCCUUUGGACAGCGACGCCGGCUACCCAGAGCCCCCGGCCCCAGUCCCCGGAGAUCCAGGCUCGCCAGCGCCCAGCCAGGGAGGUGGCCAGGAAGCGCGAUGGGGGCCCCUUCCGCCCUGCCCCUGCUCCUGCUCCUCGCCUGCUCCUGGGCGCCCGGCGGGGCCAAUCUUUCCCAGGACGGCUACUGGCAGGAGCAGGAUUUGGAGCUGGGAACUCCGGCUCCACUGGAGGAGGCCCUCAGCUCCACAGUCUGGAGCAACCCUGACCUGCUGGCCAGUCAAGAUAGCCAGCCCUGGACAUCUGAUGAAACAGUGGUGGCUGGUGGCACAGUAGUGCUCAAGUGCCAAGUGAAAGACCAUGAAGACUCAUCUCUGCAGUGGUCUAACCCUGCCCAGCAGACUCUAUACUUUGGGGAGAAGAGAGCCCUUCGAGAUAAUCGGAUUCAGCUGGUUAGCUCCACCCCGCAUGAGCUCAGCAUCAGCAUCAGCAACGUGGCUCUGGCCGACGAGGGCGAGUACACAUGCUCCAUCUUCACUAUGCCUGUGCGGACCGCCAAGUCCCUCGUCACUGUGCUCGGAAUCCCACAGAAACCCAUAAUCACUGGUUAUAAGUCAUCGUUGCGGGAAAAGGAGACAGCCACUCUAAAUUGUCAGUCUUCUGGGAGCAAACCUGCAGCCCAGCUCACCUGGAGGAAAGGUGACCAAGAACUCCACGGGGACCAGACGCGAAUCCAGGAAGAUCCCAAUGGGAAAACCUUCACUGUGAGCAGCUCAGUGUCGUUCCAGGUUACCCGGGAGGAUGAUGGAGCAAACAUCGUGUGCUCUGUGAACCAUGAAUCUCUGAAGGGAGCUGACAGAUCCACCUCUCAGCGCAUUGAAGUGUUAUACACACCAACAGCCAUGAUUAGGCCAGAACCUGCUCAUCCUCGUGAAGGCCAGAAGCUGUUGUUACAUUGUGAGGGGCGUGGCAAUCCAGUCCCUCAGCAGUACGUGUGGGUAAAGGAAGGCAGCGAGCCACCCCUCAAGAUGACCCAAGAGAGUGCACUCAUCUUCCCAUUUUUGAACAAAAGCGACAGUGGCACCUAUGGCUGUACAGCCACGAGCAACAUGGGCAGCUAUACAGCCUACUUCACUCUCAAUGUCAACGACCCUAGUCCAGUGCCCUCAUCCUCCAGUACUUACCACGCCAUCAUUGGAGGGAUCGUGGCUUUCAUCGUCUUCCUGCUGCUCAUUCUACUCAUUUUCCUUGGACACUAUUUGAUCCGGCACAAAGGAACGUACCUGACACACGAAGCGAAGGGCUCCGACGACGCCCCAGAUGCAGAUACGGCCAUCAUCAACGCAGAAGGCGGGCAGUCAGGCGGGGAUGACAAGAAGGAAUAUUUCAUCUAGGGGCACCCACACACCUCCUGCGCCCCCCAGGAGCCCCAUGGGGACUGCUGGGCUGUCACCAACCUGGACUUGUACAGAGCGACCCCAGGGCCGCCCCUCCCGCUUGCUCCCCAGUCCACCCAGCCCCCUGUACAGAAUGUCUGCUUUGGGUGCGGUUUUGUACUCGGUUUGGAAUGGGGGGAGGAGGGCGGGGGGGAGGGGUGGGUCGCCCUCAGCCCCUUUUGUGGCUUCUCUGCGUUUGGGUUAUUAUUAUUUUUGUAACAAUCCCAAAUCAAAUCUGUCUCCAAGGCUGGAGAGGCAGGGGCCAUGGGGGUAAGGUGAGCAAUGAACCCGCAAUGUUCAGAGGAGGAAGUUGGAGGGAUUAGAAACGAAUGAGGAGCAGGGCUGGUUUGCUGGUGGGGGCUUAACACAGCCCUCCUUCCAUUUUUACAGCAGAUGUGUCGCCAAGGAACCUGGGAAUGGAAGCAGGGGCUAGUAGUGUCUCAUCUUCUACCAGCCCUGCACUACAGACAGGGAGACAGGUGUCACACUGACACCUCUCUUCCACUACAUGAGAAAGAAACAAGAAAGAGAGUGUUCGAGAUAUGAUCUGGAGAUAGCAUGCAGCCACACAGGGAUCCAGGGCUUCAACAUGUUCUUCCCAGAGAGAGUAGAUAUCCGGAGAGGGUGGCGAAAACAGCCCUGAUCACCCAUUGCCCCCCACAUGAAUGAAGCUAGGCUCCUUUAAGAGAAUCUGCCCUUGGGGGACAAUAGAGUUCAGCUUUCUCUCCCAGCUCCAGCAGCUGUGGAGAAGGGAGCUGUGGACCUGUACAACGUCUGCUGCCCCCACCUCAGAGGGGCCCCUCACUCUUACCCAAGCCCCUGGACUGUUGCACGGCAACCGAUCCUCUUAUGGCAUUGCUCAGCAACUACUCCUCCACCCUGUGUCACCCCGUGCCCUCUCCUGUUCCCUGUGCCAGCCCUCGGUCCCUCCUCCCUCAGCAGCCAGGCAGACAUGACAACAAAAUUACUAAAAGGAGCUUCACUGCAGUGAGCUGUUUCCUGCCCAAA